This is a messenger RNA of Didymosphaeria variabile, 324 nucleotides long. It is a transcript of the gene chz1, whose product is annotated as Histone H2A.Z-specific chaperone CHZ1. Lineage: Eukaryota; Fungi; Ascomycota; Dothideomycetes; Pleosporales; Didymosphaeriaceae. The coding region runs from base 1 to 324 and encodes 107 amino acids. The transcript has 3 exons. The record is from RefSeq and is a predicted model, not a curated record.
AUGGCUGCUCAAUCCGAGGACCACCAGAUGGAGGGCGUCGAGAACCCCGCCCAGGUCGCCGACAAGGGCAAGGGCAAGGCGCCUGACGCUAUGGAGGAGUCCGCAGAGGACGACUCCAGCGAUGAGUCCGGCAAUGAGGCUGAGGUUGUUGAGGAGCCUGAGGAUGAAGACACCAUGGCGGAGAUCGACCCCACCAACAUCGUCGGAAGCCGCACGCGUGGAAAGAACAUCGACUUCGCCAAGGCUGCUGAGGAGCUUGGUGAAGAUGAGGAUGAGGACGACGAUGAGGACUUCAACGAUCCUGACGAUGAGAUGAAGGACUAG